AUGGCGGCGUCCGCGAGGCCCGGGGAGAGGGCGACCAGCUUCGCCGUCGCGUGCAGCCUCCUCAGCUGCUUCGUCCGCCAGAACGGCAACGCGAUCGCCGAGCUAGGCCUCAGGAUCCAAGCGGAGGCCGAGGAGGCCGAGAGGAGGAAGGAGACCAUGGAGCUGUUCCCUCAGAGCACCGGGUUCGGCGUCAAGGAUGCUGCUGCCCCUAGUUCCUUUUCUGUUAGCUAA
Molecule: messenger RNA, 231 nt
Organism: Miscanthus lutarioriparius
Lineage: Eukaryota; Viridiplantae; Streptophyta; Magnoliopsida; Poales; Poaceae
Source: the annotation of a GenBank genome assembly